Capsella rubella is the source of this 2640-nucleotide messenger RNA. RefSeq lists its product as uncharacterized. Lineage: Eukaryota; Viridiplantae; Streptophyta; Magnoliopsida; Brassicales; Brassicaceae. The transcript is spliced from 7 exons. The record is from RefSeq and is a predicted model, not a curated record. Bases 282 to 2288 code for a protein of 668 amino acids.
CUAUAAAUACUCAUCUUUUUUCUCCCCUCUUUCAUUUUCUUGCCCUAGAUUAAAUCAUCCCUCGAUUUACGCAGCCGCUCCAUUUCGUUUUCUCUCUUCUUCUUUCUUCUUCCUUCAUCGAGAGAAAAAAACCCAAAUCAAUCGCACUCUUUUAGCUCACUCUAAACCUAGAAAUUUCUGCGAUUUUAGCUGCUUUAAAGCUCGAUCGAACUAUCUGGGUCUGUCAUGAUGAGUUCGUCUCGCAGCUUACACGGUUGCGAUGUUUUCGAUUUGGGUUUGUGAUGGAUGGUUUGAAGAUUUCUUGUCCCGUGGAUGUUUCUGUGCCGGCUAAGCUUAUGGGAUCUGAAGGGUGUGGUGGUGGAGUUAGGGUUUCGUCGAAUAAAGCAGAUAACAACUCUGACAAGGCUCGUGUCUCUCUUGGUGUUAGUUCUUCGAUUGAGCGUUGUGGUGCUUCAAUCAACAAGAAAGUUGCAGGAAGUAGCAGUGGGGCGUCAGAUUCAUCGUUAUGGCGCAAGUUAAUGCAUUCACACGACUUUGUACAUGAUAGGCUUACCAAACUUCGGGUUGAAAAUUCAUCCGAGUCUCAAAACGGUUAUUCACCAAUUGCCAGUCCAGAAAGUGCCGAGUCUCCUAGGAAAAGAGGAAAACUUUCAAGAAGUAGUAGUAAUGGGCCUUCGAGAAGGACUACUAAAUUGAUACUUUUAGAUGACACGGUGAGCACACCAAGAGAUAACGACACCAAGGAGAUAUGUGGACAAGGAUCUACUACUUACUUAGAUAAACCGUUAGUGGUGAGACAGCGGACCAGUUGUAACGGUAAACGAGGUGAUAGGAGGUUUUCAAAAGUUCCCACAAGAACUUUUUCAACAAUCAAUACAGCGACUGGCGAGAAUGCAUUUUUUGGUGCCUAUGGCCUGAAGCCUGCAAUAAAUGAUGUUACCAAACUCAUUGAAGAUUUGUCAUUGAAAAAUCUUCUUGAAGGCUCUUAUGAGUGUCCUUCUUUGGGCAAAGACAAGAUGAAGAAAUUGGAGAAUACUAAUGAAACUCUGCUCAGUGUGGUCAGAAAUGUUUGGUCCAUUAUACCAACUAAGAGGCCUGUUCAAUCACAAAGCUCUACUGAAUUAGACACUUGUCGCAGCAGAACCCUGAGUUCACCACCUAGCUCUGUCUCUGUUACACUACCAAAUGGUGAAAACACCGAUAAAGUAAUCUCCCUGGAUGGAGAUCUAUCCUCAUCUUCCAAGGAUCUUUGUAUCAACUCUGAAAUUCCUUCCACUCCGCUUAAUUUUCCAUUAUGCCACGCUAGUGAUGUAUUAAAAAGAUUAGGCCUUCCGCCGCCGAAAGAUUUAGACUCCCUGCUCCAAGAUGCAUCAAAACCUUCUCAGAACUCUAAGAACAACUCAGGCCAGCAGCGUUCUGCUAAACAACUACCACCUCGUAGUGGAUUGCCACAUUUCCCUUGGUCACAGGCUUUUAAUGGGAGCUCUAGAACCAACUCAGAAGCAGCAAAGCUUGUAACCGGCAAGACACUUUGUCAAGGACGAUGGCUAAGAAUACCUGACACUAUGGGUUCUCCGGUAACUGAUAAUUUCGCAAAUCUGGAAUCACUCACUUUCAACCAAAAGUUAGUCCCUCCACUACAGAAGCAAACUAUUGUUGGAACUAAGACCUGCCAAACAAUGUUCGCUAACACCACUUCGUGCCACUGCCCAGAAGCAUCUGUUUCUACCCUUCAAAAAAAUUCUAUUGUUCCCAAAGAACCAGAGGGAUCCCGAGAUGUUCAAGAUGAUGCUCUUUCGUGUCCACAGCUAUUAGCAGCGGCUCAAACGCUCUGUGACAUUGCAGUCCAAUCCACAAACCACAACAACCCAAAUGGAAUCCUCAGAUGGCCAAAGAAGCUUUCUCAGAAAUCUAUGAAAGCCCGCAAAUCCAAACAAAUCGAAAAGCCUCCCGAAAAGCAUGCGGCAACUAUUUCCUCCUUAGAUCAUAACUCAGUCAACUACAACAAUAACAACAACCAUGUGAGAAAAGAUUCAGCAGCAGAGCAUCACCAUCAUCAUCUCUAUCAUCAUCUUAAGCCUUCAAAGAGACUGAAACUAUCAACAAUGGAGAACAAGAAAGGAACAUUCACAAGCUCCUCAUCAUCAUUCCCAAUAGAAUCAGAAAGAAAACAUUCAUCUUCAAGCAAGUUCAAGAAUCACUCCCGUAUGAUGCCGCCCCCUCCACCACCAACGAGAACCCUCCAAAAGUCAUCCAUGUAUCCUCAGAGAGCUCGGAAAUUUUCAUGAACCGGCUGAAAAUAAGAGUGGUGGAUCCAUAUAAUCCAAUCUUGUUUACUCGAAAAACCGGUCUGGUUUUACAUGGGGACAUACGGCGUCAUAGAAGUCGUUUGUAAAUAUGAAUGGUAUCACGGUAUAAGGUAAGUUCUUCUCUAUGUGCACAGUUUAGGUGCAGAGUACUAUAUAUAUAUAGUUUAUAUAUGUAUCAGUAUUGCCUUCAAUGUUGUAACAUUUUUCUUUCAGUUGUAGUCUAUUGUAGCCACACAGUUCUUUUAAGGUCUGUUGUGUUUAAAGCUUUUUAUGAUGAGGCUAAUGAUGAAAAUUAAAAAUCCCAACUUCAAAGAAUUUGUAUGUUAAUGUA